AUGCCCUCGCUUACCCAAGACGCCAUCAAGCGAGGCAUACACUACCAUCCGGCCACGAUUAAUGCUAAGGAUUGCCCGUUCGCCGUGAUGGAGAGUGGUGCAAUAGUUAUGGUGAGUGGCGUUGCCCUGGCACACCAGGGGUACGCUAAGUCCAAGGACAAGGGGAUCGUGGGAAGUCUUCAAGCGAGACUGUUGACUUUGCUGGCGUACCUCAAUUCGCACUUGGCGGGCGGCGAGGCAAAUGGGACUCGCAAUUGGGUGGCAGGGGAGGGGCGGGGCAAGUUGACUGGAGCAGAUGUGCUCAUCUGGCCGUGA
Puccinia triticina is the source of this 315-nucleotide messenger RNA. RefSeq lists its product as uncharacterized. The transcript is spliced from 2 exons. The coding region runs from base 1 to 315 and encodes 104 amino acids. Lineage: Eukaryota; Fungi; Basidiomycota; Pucciniomycetes; Pucciniales; Pucciniaceae. The record is from RefSeq and is a predicted model, not a curated record.